Molecule: messenger RNA, 1568 nt
Organism: Labrus mixtus (cuckoo wrasse)
Lineage: Eukaryota; Metazoa; Chordata; Actinopteri; Labriformes; Labridae
Gene: ap3s1
Product: adaptor related protein complex 3 subunit sigma 1
Exons: 6
Coding region: 261-842 (193 amino acids)
Biological process (GO): intracellular protein transport; Golgi to vacuole transport
Cellular component (GO): membrane coat; intracellular membrane-bounded organelle; AP-3 adaptor complex
Source: RefSeq, a predicted model, not a curated record
CUCCUGUAGCGGCAGGAGGAGCAGCAGGAGGAGGAGAGCAUGACUGGUCCCUUUGACGUGGAAAUAUUUCCGUAACGAGGCGAUGGAGGAAUAGCAGCACCGUGUAGCUCGAAGCUAUCCCCGCAUUAACCUGAUAUCCAGACGCGGGAUUUAGCCCGGAUCCCCGGACGGGUCUGGGGUUCACGGGAGAAAAACGGACUACAGUCUGUGGACAGACUGAACCCUUUGUAUCCCCCGCCUCCCUCCAUUCAGCUACAAUCAUGAUUAAAGCCAUUUUAAUAUUCAACAACCAUGGGAAACCGAGGCUGUCUAAAUUCUACGAACAUUAUAAUGAAGACACAGAGCAACAGAUCAUCAGGGAAACCUUCCACUUGGUGUCCAAACGAGAUGAGAACGUGUGUAAUUUCCUGGAAGGUGGAAUGUUGAUUGGAGGAUCAGACUACAAGCUGAUCUACAGACACUAUGCCACACUCUACUUUGUGUUCUGUGUGGACUCCUCAGAGAGUGAGCUAGGAAUUUUAGACUUAAUCCAGGUAUUUGUGGAAACGUUGGACAAAUGCUUUGAGAAUGUCUGUGAACUUGACUUAAUUUUCCAUGUAGACAAGGUUCACAACAUUCUUGCAGAGAUGGUGAUGGGCGGCAUGGUCCUGGAGACCAACAUGAAUGAAAUCAUCACACAGGUGGACGCCCAGAACAAGAUGGAGAAAUCUGAGGCGGGUAUUGCAGGAGCGCCUGCUCGUGCCGUGUCAGCUGUAAAGAACAUGAAUCUUCCGGAAAUGCCCAGAAACAUCAACAUUGGUGACAUCAGCAUAAAAGUGCCAAAUUUACCCUCCUUCAAAUAGUGGCAGCGACAGAUCCUGAACCUGCAGAUGUCAGUCAAUGUUUACCGUGAUGCAAUCUGUUUACCAAAACCUCAAAUUAUUUAAAAAAAAUUAUGCUUUCAAAGUAUACCUCCUGAAGGUUCUGUGUGAUUUGGCACUACCUGUUCUGGUGUUUUCUCUUUGUUUUUCCGAUUAAAGAAAAGAAUAUAUAACUUGUUUGUUUGUUUUCUGUUUGAAGGAAAAAUGAAGUAUUUAUUUAUCACUGGUACAUUCCCUCUGCCUCACUCGAGGUUGGCCGUUGCCGUUUAGCUGCUACGGUGCAGAUCUGUGUCAGUUUGGAACUGAAAUGAUUUCACUGAAUCAAGUGUUUAAAGCAGGAAGUGAAGUUUCAGGACAGUCUGAUUGGUUUGGUUAUUCCAGACUAGAGAAUUCAAUCAACAAAGAAAUGAGAUUGAAACCAUUUGUAAUAUCCAAUUGGAACAGGUCUGCUGCAGUAUUGAUAGUCAUACAUUACAGCUUGUUUGUAAAAUCAGCGCUAAUAUAAUAAAGGAUAUUAUGAUAUUGCAGAUGUGUUCUGUGACAGAAAGAUAGAUAUAUAUGCUGAAAUGAUUUUUUUUUCCUUUUCUCUUUGUAUGCAAAAUAUUUUAAAUGAUUUAUCAUGUCUUUUUAAAUACUUCUCUUAAUUUUAUUCUGUGCAUGACUUUUUUUUCUUCUCAUUUUUCAACAUAAUAAACUGUCGAAACUUAA